GAUGUACGUCGUAGCGUUAUUCUGCUACUACCAUGUUUGCUAAGUGAGUGAACCAUGGUCAUGGGGACUUUUUAGCUCAGUUUCUCUUGCUGUUGGAGUCAAUUUCUUUAAUAAAAUGACGACUGAACGUAACAACAAUCCCGCCUGAGCUUUUAAGCUCCUCUGUCCGGAGACGCCGUCCGAGCUUCCAGCGCCGGUCAGUGGGGGGUGGGAUGGAUCCUCUGGGGGCUCGCUCCCAGUUUGUGGAUAUCCAGUCCCUUCCGGUGUGGCAACAGCAGCUGAGUGAGGAAACCAAGGAGACGCCGCUGGACCAGGGGGACGGCCCGCUCGUCCACGAGGCCUUUCCCUCGCCCUUCCCUUUCAGACCCGACAUCAACCGCAAGAUCAUCCUCUUCACCGGGGACGUCGCCCUGCUGAACUGCACUGCCAUUGUGAACACCAGCAACGAGUCGCUGAGCGACAAGAAUCCAGUGUCGGACAGCAUCCAUCAGCUCGCCGGGCCUGAACUGAGGGAAGAACUCGUGAAACUCAAAGGAUGUCGGACCGGCGAGGCCAAGCUGACCAAAGGCUUCAACCUGGCGGCGCGGUUCAUCAUCCACACGGUGGGACCGAAGUACAAAGCCAAGUACAGGACCGCAGCGGAGAGCUCUCUGUUCAGCUGCUACAGGAACGUCAUGCAGCUGGCAGCAGAACAGUCGAUGGCGUCUGUCGGCUUCUGUGUGGUGACCACAACCAAACGAGGCUAUCCGCUGGAGGACGCUGCACACAUCGCUUUCAGAACAGUGCGCCGGUUCCUGGAGAACCAUGGAAACGGCAUCGACACGGUGGUGUUCGCCGUGUCCGACACAGAGGAGUCUGUGUACAAGAAGCUUCUCUCGCUGUACUACCCUCGCUCCGAGGAAGAGGAGAGGCUCUGCCUUCCUCUCAUCCCGGCUGACAUUGGCAACUCGGAGGGCGAGCCCGUGGUUCCAGAGAGACAGAUCCGCAUCGCAGAGAAACCAGGCAGCCUGGAAGACGAGUGUCAAGAGGAGAGCCUGGAUCUGGAUUUGGGUCAGGUGGGGAAUCACGCCUUUGCUCGGAUGGAGGGCGACGUGGACAAGCAGAGGAAGCUGAUCCUGCAGGGCCAGAUGUCUGAGGCGGCCAUACAAAAACAGCACCAGAGAAACUACAGUCGCUGGCUGUGUCGAGCGAGAGCGGAGGAUCUGUCGGACAUCGCUGCGCUGAAAGCCUUAUAUCAGACUGGUGUGGACAUAUGCGGCAGGACGGUGAUGGUGGUGGUUGGACGAAACAUUCCAGUGACCCUCAUUGACCUUGAAAAGGCCUUGCUGUACUUCAUCCAUGUGAUGGAUCACAUCACAGUGAAGGAGUAUGUGAUCGUUUACUUCCACACGCUGACCGGAGAGCACAACCACCUGGACUCGGACUUCCUCAAGAACCUCUACGACGUCGUCGACAUCAAGUAUAAAAAGAAUCUGAGGGCCUUUUAUUUUGUACAUCCAACGUUUCGCUCAAAGGUCUCCACCUGGUUCUUCACCACCUUCAGCGUGUCGGGCCUGAAGGAGAAGGUCCGUUACCUGGACAACUUGCCGCAGCUCUUCACCUGCAUCAAACCCGAGCAGAUCGACAUUCCUCCGUUCGUCCUGGAGUACGACGCACGAGUAAGCAGGCGCGCCGAGACCGCUUCACACGGAGAAAACGUAAACAGACCAAACCAUCCCAACGAGGCUUCUGGUCUGUGACAGGACGCCGGCUGGACCUGUUUGCUAGGCGGACGCUGUGAAUUCAGCCCCACUAAGGGGAACCUAUUAAUGGACGUCAGACUGCCUGAGCGGUCUGAACUCACAAACUCCAUCAGGCUGUGAACCACGGCGGGGAAAAUCUCCCUGUUGACGUUUCCCCGCCAAAAUCAUACGAAGAGAGUCGUCUCAGGUCAGCGGUAGCGACCGUUUGUCGGGGCAGGGUAGUUCCUGGAUUAUUCCCCGCAUAAAGUUUUUUUUUUUUUAACGUAUUUUCUCCAAAACAAAUAGAGUCAAGUCACAAAACCUUUGACUUCAUGUAAAAUCACACACCGUAUCCAGCUGGUAGCUGAAUUUACCGGCUGCAAGUUUCACUAUUCAAUGCAGUACGUCGCUAUGACAACAAGAGGAGCUUAAAUCUGUGGGGCAGAAAGUAACAUAAAGUUAGAGCAGUAACUUUUCACCAGUCAUGUACAUGUAAAUCAGAGGUUAAGUCCCGGACAUGAACUCUUUAAUAAGCUGGCAGCGUUUUCAGACUAGCUGCUGUCCAGCUGCUGAGCUGAAAUCUUGUUGGUCUUAAAAAACGUUUCGUGUUUGAACUGAAAGGCAGCCGACGAAACGCUGCGUCUGUCAGCGUUUAGAGUAAAACGAGUCAAUAAAUAAACAUUUAUCCCACUAAUUUUUUUUCUCCCUCAACUGAUUACUGCAGUUAUGCAAGAGUUUCAAUUCGCAGCUCUUCGUGUAAACAAAUGAAUACGAGGACAAAGAGGACGUCUGUUGCCCUUGUUGCAGAAGCUAACAUGCAUAUUUUCAUGAUAGACUUAAGUCCAACAAAAAAAAUAACUUUUUUUUUACUUAUUUCAUCCCCAUUUAUGCAUGAAAGUAUUAAUUUUUGGUCAUGUUUCUAGUAAAUCUCUACUGGAAGGCGAACCAUCGCUGCACUCUCCUGUGUUUUGCAGGUUUUCUGAAUUAAUUUUGCUCCGUUCAUCAUUAAACGGUCCCAUUCGUACAUCAUGUUUUUUAAUUCAUUUAACAUCCUGAUCACUAAUCAGAACCAAUCAAUGGAAAAUAAACUAAAUCUCUAGCUGAAGUAAUUGAUGCAAAGCUAAAACAGAGUGAUAUUUGCAGGAAAAAAACCUUAUCAAGAAUAAAGAGUUUUCUUUAGGGAAAACUGAGACUGAAUUGUAAAUACUGUUUAUAUCUUACAAACUGAAUCAGGUUUGUAAAAUAAAUCCCAUAAAACUACCUAUUUAUUUAAACACACCUGAUUUUUCCUUUUUUUUCCAAAUAAGUGAUUUUAUUUGUAGAAAUUCAACUUUGUCUCAUCCAUAAGAAAAGUACAGUUCACUAUUGUUUUCUUGCGUCUUAAACUAACUUUAUGCUAUAAUUUCUCCGGUUUUCUCAGUUUUCGUCCUCCACUGAUUAAACCGUUUUGGUUCCAUGUUUUCUGUUCGUUCGGUAAAGAAAUAGUUUAGAUUUUCAGACGUGAGGUUUUGUGAAUGCAUCGUCAGUAAUGGUUUUCUAACACUGCAAAAACACAAAACUUACCAAGUAUUUUUGGUCUAGUUUCUAUUGUAAAUAUCUUAGGACACCUGAAAUGUAACAAAAUUAACAUAUAACUAACUUUUGUUUUAAGUCAGUAAUUCCUUAACAUCGAUGAAGAAGUGCUAGUUCCACUGGCAGAUCUUGUUUUUACUUAUAACAUUUUUCCCAUGUUUAAAGUGAAAAAAGUGGAGCUACUGUAGUUCUUCUUAACAAUAUUAAGGAAUUACUGACUUAAAUAACUCCUAUAUGUAGCUGAAAACUUACAUGUAAGUUAGUUUUGUCUUAUUUCAUGUGUACUAAGAUAUUAGCACUAGAAACUAGGCUAAAAUUACUUAAGAUUUAGUUUUUUCAUUGUCCCUGUGUUUGCAGCAAACUGAGCAAGUCAGAGUUGUGAAAGCCAACAGCCAGUAAAAAUCACGACCUGUUUUAGCUCCUUUCAUUCAAAGUGAAAAUGUUUGUCUUUACGGAACAUACCGCUGCUGCUACGCUUUUACAAGAAACUAUUAAGUUUGUUCCCGCUUUAACAGCCAGCUGUGCGCCACGUUGCUGCGAGGAAUCGGAAAAGCAGAGGAACUGUGCUGCCUUUUGAUGCUGUUGCCCAAAUACAAACUUCCUCCUCUUGUCGGACGAGUCUCGGCUCAUCAAACGGAUUGAUAUCGGCUACAACGGCAACACAAGUUUGAGAACGAUUACUGAUGAUAGCCUCAGUUUAAAGUAAAAAUCUAAACUCUCCCUUUAUGAUUGUGGAGCUUUUUUAGGAUCUCUGCUUUUGUGUGAAUUUUUAUCACCGUCUGUUGGACUACAGCUCAUUUCUCGCCAUCCAGGUGUUUUCCUUUCGUUUCAGCUCCGUUGGAAAGGCUCGAGCCUCUGAGGGUGAUUCCCCUUCCUGUAAACAUCCUCAUUUCAGAACGGAUGAAACUCAGAAACUCGGCAAGAGAUUCAUCGUAGGAAACAAUGCUACCCUGCUCGUUUACGAACCGAGGGUUUACUAUAAUAUAGACGUAGCCUUCUAGCUAAAGUGUUUGUGCGUAUGAAAGGAAACGUAAAUGAGAAGAAGUGGAGGUGCUGGAGGAAAAUCCGUUAUACAAUCACUCGCUUCACAAACUGUCGGCAGAACCGGGAUUUUCUCACAUGAUGUUUAGCUGAGCCAAUUUUUGACUGCAGAAAUGUGAUCUUUUUGUUUUUAUAAAUAUAUCUGUCAUUUUAUUGUUGUUGAUUCAGACUGUCCAAAGCUUUCAGGGUCUGAAAGAAGUCUCUUCUUUUCUGUUUGGAUCUUCUUUUUUUAUUUUCUGAUUAAAAAUCCUAGACUUUCA
Poecilia latipinna (sailfin molly) is the source of this 4594-nucleotide messenger RNA. RefSeq names its product ganglioside induced differentiation associated protein 2 (gene gdap2). The transcript has 14 exons. The record is from RefSeq and is a predicted model, not a curated record. The coding region runs from base 213 to 1739 and encodes 508 amino acids. NCBI's taxonomy places the organism in Eukaryota, Metazoa, Chordata, Actinopteri, Cyprinodontiformes, Poeciliidae.